This is a messenger RNA of Melitaea cinxia (Glanville fritillary), 1963 nucleotides long. RefSeq names its product lys-63-specific deubiquitinase BRCC36-like. The record is from RefSeq and is a predicted model, not a curated record. Gene Ontology annotation, biological process: double-strand break repair. The transcript is spliced from 7 exons. NCBI's taxonomy places the organism in Eukaryota, Metazoa, Arthropoda, Insecta, Lepidoptera, Nymphalidae. The coding region runs from base 171 to 968 and encodes 265 amino acids. Gene Ontology annotation, cellular component: BRCA1-A complex; BRISC complex. Gene Ontology annotation, molecular function: cysteine-type deubiquitinase activity; metallopeptidase activity; polyubiquitin modification-dependent protein binding.
ACUAGACAUAUACAAUUAUACAAUACAAUCUGUGCUUUAAUCCUUAAUUUCUGAAUGAAGAAAGAUUGAAUGAUUAUUGUAAACAGGACAACAUAAUACCUACAACAUAAUAUUUACAAAUAUUAAGUAAAUUCUAUAUAUUUUACUGUAUACGUGCAAUCGAAACUAAAAUGCUGAAAAAAGUAUUAUUAUCUACUGAUGUAUCAUUAGUUUGUAUACAACAUGCCCUCUCAACGGAAAAAGAAGAAAUAAUGGGGUUACUUAUUGGCGAGGUUAACAAUAACAACACUAUAGUUUCAAUAGUAUCAUCAGUAAUAUUAAGACGCCUGGACAAAAAACCAGAUAGAGUAGAAAUAUCAGAAGAGCAACUUGUAAGAGCUACACUUAGAGCAGAAGAAUUAGCAUCUGAAAUGGGACGACCAUUAAGAGUCGUUGGUUGGUACCAUUCUCAUCCACACAUAACAGUUUGGCCUUCACAUGUAGACCUUGCUACGCAGUCCAUGUAUCAGAGAAUGGAUUCCAGUUUUGUCGGUAUUAUAUUUGCCGUGUUUCUCUCAGAUCAGACAGCUAAAGCACCAUCAGUUCAAAUUACUUGUUUUCAAUCAGUCAAUGAGGGUUCAAGUCAAAGUAGAAGAGAAAUUGAGUUAGAAAUUACAAACAGCAAUGAUUCCCUUACACUGAACAAUUUUGAGAUUUUGACACAAUUACCAACAAUUUUAAAAGAGGAAGAAGAUGAAGCAUUUAAAAAUGAAGCAGGGGAAAGCAACACAGAUGACAUUAUUAAUAUACAACAUAAUGCAGCAGUAAGGACUAUUGCUAUAGGUCACAUAGUUGAGAAGAUAUCAAGGCCUAUGUUAGAAGCUCUUGUUGCCAGAAAUGCAAUUAACAAUAUCAGAUUAAAAGCUUUAAAAAAACAUCAUAAAGAAUUAAUGUCAAGACUUGACAGUAAUAUGUUCAAUAAUGCGUAAUAAUUUGUGUUAGUCAUUUUUUUCAAUAAUUAAAUUUUUGUUACAUCAAAUGAUGAAAUAGUACCUUACUAUUUUAUUAACAUUGUAAGUAACUAUAGACCAUAUUUGCUACAGCACCACCAAUACUUGACAAGGCAUUGAAGGCAGUACUACUCCAAGUUCCAACUGGUUGCACCUCUAAAGUUGUUUGAAUUUGUUCAGAUGGCUGUACUGAAAUUUAUUAAAUGUUUCUUUAAAAGUUAUAUAUUUUAUGAAAUUAUAAUAUAGGCUGUGCACCUAAAAGACUUUUUAUUCCCAUCAAUAAGUUAGUUUCUCUUUUAGGAAUUUUUACCUUGAGGUAUGUACUCAUCAUCACUAGAGUCAGUGACCUCAACUUCAUUUGACAAUGUUUGCAUUUUCUCAAUUGACAAGUUUGUUACUAAUGAGCUGCUAUUGUCAGAACUAUCACUUGCUUCCUCAAAAGGUAAAUCCUCUGGUUUCCAAUAAUCUGUAAAAUUUCAUAAAAGACACGAAAUUUCUAAAGAUAUUAAAAUUACUUUCGUCAUUUACAAAUAAUGCUUACCUAAACUUUGUUUUUCAUCUUUGAUAUGUUUUUGGUCUUGUUCAAUAGACAACAAUGCUAAAUUUAUAUCACUUUCAUCUGGGAUAAGUCCUUCAAGUUCAAAAUCAGAUUCUAAAAAACAAUGUAAUAGUUACUGUAGAAUAAAUUAUAAUACUACAUUAUAUAGUAUGAUAAGUAUAUUUAUAUUAUAUUAUUAUAAAAUAUCUAAUAAGAAGAGUUGGUAGUAAAUAAAUGGAUUUCAUUUUGAAGUAAAGUUAUUGUGCACCUUUUAUCUUAACAUUAAUAUAAAGUAUGUAUAAUAAUAUCCUACUAAUAAUAGAAAUGUGAAAGUUUGUAAGGAAGGAUAGAUCCUUGUUACUCUUUCACACUAAAACUAGAGGUCUGAUUCUAAUAAAACUUAGUUCAUGAAUAAAUGGAUUGGAAAUAAAACAGA